This is a messenger RNA of Tricharina praecox, 2422 nucleotides long. RefSeq lists its product as uncharacterized. Gene Ontology annotation, molecular function: DNA-binding transcription factor activity, RNA polymerase II-specific; zinc ion binding. The transcript is spliced from 9 exons. The record is from RefSeq and is a predicted model, not a curated record. NCBI's taxonomy places the organism in Eukaryota, Fungi, Ascomycota, Pezizomycetes, Pezizales, Pyronemataceae. Gene Ontology annotation, biological process: regulation of DNA-templated transcription. The coding region runs from base 184 to 2037 and encodes 617 amino acids.
ACGUGGACCGAAGAUUCAACGCCCAUUUAUCUCCAUCUCGAUCUGUUCUCGAUAGUCCUCCCGGCUUGACACCGCUGAAACUGGAAAGCGAGUCUAGGGUACCUCUCGAGGCGUCGUUGUUUCUAGGAGUGGCAGUUGUGCUUCACGACAACGAAAAGCAAUAACUUACUUUCACGGUUUCCCAUGAUAUAUAGGGUCUCGGGUCAAGGCGGCAUUAUCCGCAGAUCCAACCACUUCCAAAGCAAAACUAGCGGCUGUACCUCAACCAUGGAUCCAACUCCUCCUCCACAAGGUUCCCCCGCGAGCAGUACUACCUUGACAGACGGCUUCUUCCACUGUCCUUCUCAGGGACAAUAUCCUGCAGUUUCCCUUGAACAGCAGUGGCCGCGCCACAUAGUCGACUCACCAGUACCCUUGGAUAUCGAUCUCGGUUUCGACGAUUUCCAAAACUUCGCACAGCACCCGAAUUUAGUCAAUUCCGAUCCAAACGAAUUCUCAUGGCAACAGUCACAGCAGUUUUCUGGGUAUCUGCUCGAAGGUGCGGGCGAUGAGUACUCGGUCUCGUGUAGCAACAACAAUCGAACGGACGAAGACCCAUGGACACCACUUCAUGCGCUCGGUCUCAUGAACUUCCAGGUACCGAUGGGGUUCUCCGGGUUUGCGCUGGAUAUGAUGCCUUUCCAUGGGGGAGAUCCAUCAAACGACGCCUGGAAUAACACGAACAUGGAGGCCGCGUGUUAUCAGGACUGCAACACAACUGUAACACUCAUGCCGCUAUCCGCCUCCAACCUUUCGAGUGGAAAUACCUUACCGUCCCCUCUUACGCCAUCACCGGGGGUCAGCUUCAUGGCCGAGCCAGAAUCCGUGGAGAUCUCUAGGUUCAUCCCGCCCUCGGAAUCCCCAGAGGCCGAAACCAAAGCCACACUGGUUUCGCGGCGCAGAAGACAACCAACGUUCCCCAGGGUGAUCGGGGGCCGAGUUCACAAGAAACCUCUCCCAAAGUACAAAGAGGGGCAGGUAAUGUUCGACUCCAUCGAGGGAAGAAAUUCCGGGAAUCCUCGUGCACCGUUUCAGCCCGAAAGACGCAAGGAAGUGGCAGCAGUCAGGGCUCGGGGGGCUUGCUUUAGGUGUAGGAUGUCCAAGAGAAAGUGCGAUCUCCAACUCCCUUGUAGCAAUUGUACGAGCUCUUCCAAAUGCGCCGGUUUGGAAUUCAGUGUUAUUCCGUCAAUGCCCUGCUUUCAGCUUGAUUUGAACGGGUGUAGAUUCUUCAGAACCAAAUCCGCAGCAUGGACCAAACCAUUGCGGGAGAAAAUGGUGUGGCGGUCAACCAGUCAAGUCCACCUACAGGUCCAAUGCAUAUACCGCAACGGCCGAGGCCCUCGGUUUACAAUUCCAUGUCGGGAGUUCAAGCAGGAGGAAACAGACAUCGUCACUAGGAAGUGGGGCCGUGAAGACCACCAGAUCCUGCGAAUUCCGACCUUUUGUGCUGCAAACUUGAGUGUUCUCCGACGACAGAUGCCGGAUAUGGUCGAUGAAUACCAUCGGGCCGCCAUAGCGGAGGCGGUUGAUAUGCCGAGGGUGAUGGUCGAGACGUUCAAGAUCGCGACUGCACGCCAGGAUCGAGAACCUCUAUUGAAGGCCGCGCUACAAAUUUGGGCUGGAAGUCACUUCAUAGCAGCGUCCCGAUCACUCAGGGGCGAGCAUACUCUAAACAUAACUCCGCUCGUCGGAGACGAUAGCGCGCAUGACCACGGGAACAUACCUAUUCCGCCGAUGCUGGACUAUCAAUUGGACACGGUAGCGAUCAAGUGGAUGCGAGAAACGAUGAAGAACAUGCUCAAGGAGCUCUGGGAAGUCCUGAAAUGCCACUCGGCGGAAUCGUGGUUCGACGUGUUCCUCGUGAUAUUUAUCCUGCUCAACAAUCUGGAAUAUGUUUACGAAGCGCAACUAGAAUACGCGCAGCAGCAUGGUUCCGCCCGCGCCGAUCACGACAAGCGUUCCGAUGCAAGAUCAAGGAGCAGUCGGAGGAGAUGUUGACACCAUGGGAGGAGACGGCGGGAUACCUGAUUAAGGUCUUCAGGCACCAUAUCAAACGGUGCGCUCUAUCGGAAGCGCCGCUGUUCUCGGAAGAAUACUUUUCCACCGCCUCGCAAGUCGCGGGGCUCGACGAACCAGCGAAAGAUUACCUGGCCUAUCUGAUCGGUUGGAGCAAGGAAGUCGGGAAGGAACGCUCUUCGGGAAAGAGGGGUGGCUUCUGUUUUCAGACAAAGUGGUGCCGGGAGCUGGUUCUGGACAGAGAACUAUGACGCCGAACUUCACAGACAGCGGACAACUAUCCUGUCUACUCUAACUUACUACCCACACUAUGAGAUGGAGAGAAUUGAGUUCAUUGACAAUCUCUUACUUACAUCUGCCACGUCCG